Schizosaccharomyces octosporus yFS286 is the source of this 1905-nucleotide messenger RNA. RefSeq names its product guanyl-nucleotide exchange factor Vps902. Bases 604 to 1806 code for a protein of 400 amino acids. Gene Ontology annotation, molecular function: guanyl-nucleotide exchange factor activity; small GTPase binding. Lineage: Eukaryota; Fungi; Ascomycota; Schizosaccharomycetes; Schizosaccharomycetales; Schizosaccharomycetaceae. The transcript has 2 exons. Gene Ontology annotation, cellular component: cytosol; endocytic vesicle. Gene Ontology annotation, biological process: vesicle-mediated transport. The record is from RefSeq and is a predicted model, not a curated record.
CUCCAGUAUUCAAGACAUGGUAGAUUCGACACUCAUUUGUUGGUAUAAGAAUUCAUUGCGGAUUCACGUACUCAUCAUCUAAUAGAAUAAACUCUUACUGUAAAUGAAGAUAUAAAAAAACGGUUUUCUUGAUGCUUCUUUGUUUACAUCAAUUUCAUAAUGCGAGAAAUAGCGAUAUUGCGUUGAGGGUUCAAAGAAUGCUCUUGGCCAUAUACCAUCUCAAACGUUAAGAACGAAAAGAAACUAGUUUUCUCUUCCAUUUCUAUGAUAUUAUCUUGUAUUCUAUAAGUUUUCAAAGGAUCAUCGGCAAUAGGUACUUCUUCAUUAAUACCGACUCUCAUACUUUGUUUCAGGUUCCCUGUGAUUUAAAUUCGUAAACUUGUAUAAUCUCUCUAAGUGAAGAUACUUAGAUACUUUUUAAUUUCUUUUCAUUCAUCUUUUCUCGUUACAGACUCACUUGAAUACCUAUCUUGCUUAUUUAUUACCUACGCGGUCAGGUCAGUUAGUUUCUAUAUCUCCUGCUUCACGUUUCGGAAGUUUAACAUUAUAUACAACAAUAUAUAUGCUAAGAACAGAAUCUUCGAUUGCUGAUUUCAUUACGGUAUGAGUUUUCUUAACUCCUGGAGAGCAUCAAAAUAUACGGUAAAACAGAAACCAGAUGACAUUGAACUUCCAGAAAGGGCUUCUGUUCUUCCUGCGACUGUUCAAUUCUUUGUUAAAGAAUUUAUAUCGUCUCUGGUGAGCCCAGUUCAUCCUCAACUAUUAUCUCCUGAAGAUUUAACGAACACCUUUCACAAUUUUUACAGGAAGGCAGAUGAAUUCAUGCUUUCAACUUUAAUUCCUAAUCCAGAAUCUCCAAAUCAUGAUGUGCCUUUACUUUCCCCCGAGGAAAUGGAAACCCAGAAGAUGGCAAAGCAGCAUCUUGUAAAGCAAAAAGAUGAAUGGAUGAAUAUCAUUGAAGGCAUUGCCUGCGAAUAUUUAUAUGAUAGGCUUUUUUGUUUGAGUACAAGCACCGAUGAAAAUAAAGAUGAUCUUCUCAAGAAAUUUGCCUGUUCAGACGAAAAAAAUGGUUUGCUGAACUGUCUUCCAAUUGAAGAAGAGGUAAAAAAGCGUCUUGAAAACAUUGCAGAAACCUUUUUUACUCUAAACAGGCUAAAAACACCUUUGCUAAAAAUGAACAUUUUCAUGAAUGUUAACGAAAAAAUUAUUGAAGCUUCUAAUUUACCAAAAGAGGAAUUGAAUGCUGAUAAUUUAUUGAAUCUUACUAUCUUUUGCAUUCUUUCAUUUCAUGGAUCACAGUUGUUGUCGCAUUUAAAUUUCGUUUUACGCUUUCGAAACCCAGACUACUUGUCUGGAGAACAGAAAUAUUGCUUGACGACGUUUGAAGCUGCACUUUCUUUUGUCCUUCGGGCUUGUCCAAAUUUGUUGACACACUGUCCCAUGCAACCAGCAGAUGAUCCUCUCUCAGUAGAGCCGUCUACCAAAGAAGAGCUUCCGUCUUCCGAGAAUGCUACGUCAGACAUCGAAGCAAAUAACGAGCAGAAGUCUUCCCUUUCAAACUUACGUGGUUUGGGAAUAGCUCUUGAAAAAUCUUACUCGUCUUUUGUUAACAGAGUAGCAGGACACGCUCUUCGUAACUCUAAUUUAUCGACAGACAAUGUCGUCUCUAUCGAUGAUCCACCUCUUGAAAGGUUUCUUACCAUGUCCGAUGCCUCUGAACUAAAAAUCAGUGAAAUCAAUACCCUACUCGCAGAUUACAAACGUUUGGCUCGUCUCCUUUUUGAUAAACAAGCCGAAAAUUCUUGAUUUGCCAAUUUACGAUUUUGGAAAUGCUACCAAGUCAUUGCAUAACGAUUUUAAUGCUUUAUUUAAUAAUAUAAUAACUAUUUUUUAAACACUGAUAUA